CUGUAAUUCUAUUAAUGUUUCUUCUCAGUGUUGUUUCACAGAGCUUAGUGUACAUGAUGCCACCUACAGUUGCUCUCUCUUUGAGUUCAGAGAGUGACAAGCUGGCUUUACUUGCUUUGAAGCAUAAGCUUACCAAUGGAGUCGCCAAUGCUCUUCCAUCAUGGAACAACUCUCUGCAUUUCUGUGAGUGGCAGGGUGUUACAUGCGGACAUCGCCAUAUGAGAGUCUCUGUCUUGCACUUGCAAAAUCAAAACUGGGGUGGCACUCUUGGACCAUCUUUGGGAAAUCUAACCUUCCUCACAACCCUCAUUCUUUCCAACAUCAACUUGCAUGGGGAAAUUCCCACACAAAUUGGUCGACUAAAGAGUUUGCAGCUUCUUGACUUGAGCCACAACAGUCUAAAUGGUCAGAUUCCUGUGCACCUUUCUAACUGCUCUAAACUUGAGGUCAUUAACUUGUUGUACAAUAAACUCACUGGAAAAGUUCCCUCAUGGUUUGGAAGUGGAUCCAUGACACGACUAAAUAAGUUGCUUCUUGGUGCCAAUGAUCUAGUUGGUACUAUCCCAGCUUACUUGGGGAAUCUUUCAUCCCUCCAAAAUAUCACAGUUGCGAGAAACCAUUUGGUGGGAAAUAUACCAGAUGUUUUGGGUCGGUUAUCAAAUUUGAAAGAGCUGAAUCUUGGUUUAAAUAAUUUGUCGGGAGUAGUGCCUGAUUCUCUUUAUAACCUUUCCAAUAUUCAAACUUUUGUUCUCGGGGUAAACCGGUUAUCUGGUACUCUUUCAUCAAAAAUGCAACUUGCUUUUCCAAACCUUAGAGCAUUCUUUGUUGGAGAUAAUCAGUUGAAUGGAGCUUUCCCGUCUUCAAUAUCCAACAUCACCGGAUUGCAAAGGUUUGAUAUCUCCUUAAAUGGUUUUAGUGGGCCAAUUCCUCCCACUUUGGGAAGCUUAAACAAACUCGAGACGUUUAGCAUUUUUGAUAAUAGAUUUGGAAGUGGGAGCGCUCAAGAUUUAGAUUUCCUUUCCUCUUUAACCAAUUGUACUCGAUUGAAGAUACUUCUUUUGGGUUGGAAUGAAUUUUGCGGUGUGUUGCCGGAUCUUAUUGGCAAUUUUUCUACCAAUCUCACUUCGCUCAGUAUGGAGUGUAAUCAAAUAACUGGAACGAUACCUGAACGAAUUGGACAGCUAAUCGGUUUAACUAACUUCGUCGUGAUUAAUAAUUAUCUUGAGGGAAGCAUUCCAGAUUCAAUUGGAAAGCUUAAAAAUCUAGUAAGAUUGGCCCUGCAAGAAAACAAACUGUCUGGUCAUAUUCCUACCGCCAUUGGCAAUCUUACUAUGUUGUCUGAAUUUUAUCUGCACACCAAUAAAUUCCAAGGAAGCAUUCCAUUAAGCCUCAAACACUGCACACGCAUGCAGUCAUUUGGUGUUUCCACCAACAACUUGAGUGGAGAUAUCCCUGAUCAAAUAUUUGGCAAUCUAGAAGGUUUGAUAAAUCUUGACUUAUCAAACAACUCUUUCACUGGUUCCAUCCCUUUAGAAUUUGGAAACUUGAAGCACCUUUCCGUAUUAUAUCUACACGAAAACAAGUUGUCUGGUGAAAUUCCCCCAGAACUUGGAGCUUGUUCGGCCUUAACAGAACUCAUGCUGCAGGGAAACUUCUUCCCGGGAAGCAUACCUUCGUUCUUGGGCUCUUUAGGAUCCUUGGAAAUCCUAGACCUUUCUAACAACAACUUCUCAAGCACAAUCCCUGUUGAACUACAAAAUCUGACUUUUUUGCAUGCUUUGAACUUGUCUUUUAACCAUCUUUAUGGUGAGGUUCCCAUAGGAGGCGUCUUUAAUAAUGUUACUGCAAUUUCACUCAUUGGAAAUAAGGAUCUCUGUGGGGGAAUACCUCAACUGAAGCUCCCUGCAUGCUCUAGGACUCUCUCAAAGAAACACAACUGGUCUUUUCGAAACAAACUCAUCCUCAUCAUUGUAAUUGGAGUUGGAGGGGUUUUGAUGAGUUCCAUAAUAUCUAUCACCAUCUAUUAUUUCAGGAAAAAGCCCAAAUUACUUUGUCCGUCACGGUCUCUGCAAAAUAUGCAUUUGAAGGUUUCUUAUGAAGAGCUGCAUGAAGCAACCGAUGGAUUUUCUUCAUCCAAUUUAGUAGGUGCUGGAAGCUUUGGCUCUGUGUACCGAGGAUCUCUUCUCCAUUUUGAAAAAUCUAUUGCUGUGAAGGUGUUGAACCUUGAAGCUAGGGGGGCGUCAAAGAGUUUUACAUCCGAAUGCAAGGCUCUAGAAAAGAUCAAGCACCGGAAUGUACUUAAGAUCCUAACUUAUUUCUCAGGUGUUGAUUAUAACGGAGAUGAUUUCAAGGCUAUAGUUUUUGAGUUCAUGCUUAACGGGAGUGUAGAAAGUUUGCUGCACAGCGACGAAAAGCUCAAUUCUAUAAAUCUCAAUCCCAACCUUCAACUCAGGCUAAAUAUUGCUCUAGAUGUUGCUAAUGCAUUGGAUCAUCUUCACCAUGGUUCCGAGAAAACAAUAAUUCACUGUGAUAUUAAGCCAAGCAACGUUCUUCUUGAUGAUGACGCUGUUGCCCACUUAGGAGAUUUUGGGUUAGCAAGGCUCCUCAAUAUGUUCACGGGACAUGCAAGCAGAGAUCAGGUUAGUUCGUCAGCAGCAAUCAAAGGAACCAUUGGAUAUGUUCCCCCAGAGUACGGGGCAGGUGGUCGAGUAUCAGAAAAAGGUGAUAUUUACAGUUAUGGAAUUCUUGUGUUGGAGAUGCUGACGGGGAAGAGACCAACGGAUGAGAUGUUUGGUGAGGGUUUAAGCCUACACAAAUUCUGUCAGAUGGCAAUUCCUGAAAGAAUUCUUGAGAUAGUGGAUUCACGUUUGCUUCUGCCAUUUGGGGUCAUGGAAACCAACAUCAGAGAGUGUUUCGCUUCUUUUGCUAGGAUUGGAGUUGCAUGUUCUGCAGAAUUGCCCGUUCAACGGUUGGCCAUAAAAGAUGCGAUAAUGGAGUUGAAUGCAAUCAAACACAAGUUGUCUUACUAGGAACCAUUUUUUUGGGAAAAGAUUUAACAGGGUUUGUCGGUAAACUAGGUAAGUUACACAUUCAUGUCUCUUUAUUUUCGCAUGCUACUGUCCCAUCCUGUGUAAUAGUGUACUAAAAAUGGGAAUGAGUUAAAUUGGUUCAACCUACAAAUGGAAGUUAGGUUCAACCUACAAAUUUAGGUCAAUGUUUGAUUAUGAAUUCAUUUUCGGAGGAAAGAGACAUAUGGUUUUGGUUUUGGGUAAUGUAAUUUUUUUGUUUUAAUUAGUAUAUAUCACGUUAGUAUCACUUAUAUCAUAGUUUUACUUACCGAGAAGUUAUUUUAAUACUUUUGGAAAUACAUAUGCAUAUGAUUAAUAAUAAAAUAUAUUUGAAGAAGUUGUGAUUAAUGGCAGGUUUUCUUACCCUCGUGGUUAAAGAAUAAUUUAUGAACAAAGCAAGUAAAGAAUAAUUAAAAGAGUGAUGAAGAAUAACAAGGAACUGCAUUGCUUGAGUUGUUACGAAAAAUCACUGAGUCUAACAGAUAUCGAACUUUAUACGUCCUAACGCUUUUAGAAAUUACGAGAUUCUCUCUUGCAGUUUCAAUUCUAGCGAAGUGCAAGAAAGAAAGAAAGAAAGAAAGAAGAAAGAUAGAAAGAAACUACUCUGCAUGCAAAAUCAACGGAAAAGAUUCAUCUUCUUCUUCAUUCUGGCUUUAAUCUUCAUCUUCUUUUCAUAUUCCGAUGCAAUUCGAAGAUAUUCGUAAUCCCGAGGCUUCUUUUUCAACCACCGAAACAUCUGAACAAAAGAAACAAAAGAACUCAAGUCUUGUUUGAUGGGAAACAUUAAUAUUGUUACAGUUGAUGAUGCAGAAUUGAAGAAGAAAACUUACGGAAUAGGAAAAAU
This is a messenger RNA of Vigna unguiculata (cowpea), 3912 nucleotides long. RefSeq names its product receptor kinase-like protein Xa21. Gene Ontology annotation, molecular function: ATP binding; protein binding; protein kinase activity. The record is from RefSeq and is a predicted model, not a curated record. Gene Ontology annotation, biological process: protein phosphorylation. NCBI's taxonomy places the organism in Eukaryota, Viridiplantae, Streptophyta, Magnoliopsida, Fabales, Fabaceae.